This is a messenger RNA of Fimicolochytrium jonesii, 4011 nucleotides long. Its product is annotated as Nck-associated protein 1. Gene Ontology annotation, biological process: cell projection assembly; cell morphogenesis; cell migration. The transcript is spliced from 22 exons. The record is from RefSeq and is a predicted model, not a curated record. Gene Ontology annotation, cellular component: SCAR complex. The coding region runs from base 155 to 3922 and encodes 1255 amino acids. Lineage: Eukaryota; Fungi; Chytridiomycota; Chytridiomycetes; Spizellomycetales; Powellomycetaceae.
CCGUCCUCAAAACGAACAGGCGGCGUCGAAGAUCCAAUCAAGAUUGGAGAUUGCAUCUCAACAUUGUAGUUGUGCAAAGAAGUCUUGUCGACAAUCGGAGAUAGUUGCCAUUUGGUGAUCAGCACUUUUUUGAAGGGGUUAACAACGCCAAAGGAUGACGGCGGAAUACUGGGCCGACCAUUUGCUGGCGCUCACCGCGCAUGGGGAUCGUAUUCUCAACGCUUUGUAUUGCGCACGUCAUACUUUGAUUCCGCACGAGGGUGAAAGAUCGCCCGUAUCCGCCACGUCCUCUCCGUCCGCUGCUGAUGUUUAUUCGAAGGGCGGCUCACCAGAUGUCGCAUACACGUACAAUGGAGCUGCUGUCACGCCCUCAUCCCCUUCCCGGCCGGCAUUGGAAAGAAUCAAGAUCUUGAACGAUCCGGCUAUUGCCGAAGUUCUGAGGAAGCUGGUGAAAAAGUUUCCUGAAUCCAUCGACCUUACGAAAGAUCCCAAACACCAGGCUUUUCGUGAUGCCCAAGUGCAGAUUCUUGCGGAGUUGAAGGUCUACUACAAGGUGCUCGUGGCGUCGAUGGAGUACAUAGAGACUGGAUUGAGUGCACUUCAAGAAUCAAUCAAUCUCGUGAGCUUGAGCUUUGAUACAAAUCCCGAACUUGUCGACUACUUCCUGGACCUCCUGGUGUCGCACGUGUCUGCAGUCUACAUGCUUGCCGCCUUUGGGCAGGAUCGGAAGAUCAUUGCCGCGGUAUACGGAAAAGCAUACCAGAUUGCGCAUGGAAUGCAAGAUCCGGAUUACGCAAAGCUAGCCAAACAUAUUCUUUACUAUGACAAGCCGCUUUUUGCGAUGCAAGAGAGUCUGGGACUCCUUGCUUCAAAGAUCCUCACCCUUUUGCUGGAGAUGAAGCCCGACCUGGAACUCCGCCUCUGCGUCAAAGCAGAUAGUUUCCGAAAAAUGGCGAUUCUCAGUCUGACACCUGAGAUGAGCGGAAUCAAGGCGCCUGAUCCAGAUGAACGACAUCUGCAAAAAUUGACGGAGAUGGGCAGGCAACACAGAAUUUUGAUCUUGGGAUUCUUGGUGGCGGGCCCGGAGAUGGUGAAGCUGCCGGCGUACAUGGAUGUCUUGAAGCAAACUUUGACGUAUGGGCAUGUGGUGCCGCUGGUUCGGAAUGAGAUGCUGAACAUCGCAGGCGAGUUCGAGGCCUCAUUCAAAGCACUAAAAAAGUUUCCGGGAUCGAGAACGAUCGUCAGCGAGACCGUAACCGCAAAUGCUGCAAGCAACCAGUUGUUACAUAAGGACAGGAGAGAUUACCUACGGCAUCAGUUGAAACAAAUGACGUGCUUGACAAGCGACAGCGCUAUCUUAUGUCUGAAGUUCCCAGUGGUUACCAGCGCGCUUGGAUUUGCACGCGACGAAAUUCUGUGGUAUUUCAACCAUUUGGAAUUGGACACGGGAAAGAAGAGAAGCAAAAAGGACGUGCGAACGCUGGACGUUGGCAUUUUGGAGCUGAUAUGGCUGAUGAAGGAUCUGGCCAACAAGGUUGCCGCCAAAGGAGAUGCCAUCAAGGACCACAUCGCGGAUCAAAUCGUCCAGUUCUACGGACCGCAGCUUCUGCGUAUCCUCGACAAUACACUCACGCCCGACAUUCAGGAGGAGCCUUAUGGAAUUCUGCUGGCGGACAUACAACGCGUGAUCACUGAUUUUGUGAACGGACAUUUCGUACAUGUUCUCGAGGCCGGAGAUCUGCAGAGUCUUCGAGUGAAUUGGCUCCGCUUCCAGGUCGCUUCUUCAUUGCCAUCGGCUGGUGGUGUAGCCAACAUAUCCGACAUCAGCUGGUUUAUGACCAACAUUUGCGAUCGCACAAGAUGGCUCGAUCAAUUCGAGGUGUCUCUGGUCAGGCUCUCGGGAUUGAAGGAACUCUGUUUCUACCAGUCGGCCCUGCAUGAGCAUCUGAGGGAUUGCUUGGACAACGCCCCAGAGCUCGUCCGUUAUGUGGGCGCUUUGGGAUUUGUAGCUGAGGAGUUCUUCAGCAACGUCACUGUAGCGUGGCCACUCGAGGCCAAGCAUUUGUCGGUGCACAGCAUACUGUUCGCAACCGAGAUAUACUCGGUCCUCGGGCAAUCAGCAGCAUCUCUCGCCCACGAGAUCGCAUUGCACUCCGUCGGUUAUCACAGCCAAGUUCUCACAUGUGAGGCAAUACCAGCGUAUCAGAAGGCGACAGGCGCAGAUAAGCUGAAGAAGAAGAAGAACGCGCCAGAGAGGCCGAUAAUCAAUCCUGGAUUUGAGAGCAUUUUGAAUGGGACUGAUGCUGGAGCUAGGAGUCUGGAGAGAAAGAAGCACCUUAUGCGGAACUUCCUCUUCGCUCUCACAAAUCCCGUGGUCGCGACCGUGUAUGAUUCUGAGUUCCAUCCGUUCGAGUUCUUUCUGGAAGCUUUUGCCGAACGGAUAUCUGCAUAUCUCCUCUCUACGGUCUACAAGCCGCCAGACCCAUCCGCGCAAACGUCGCUGUUCGGCGGUUCGUCGGAGGACAUCCUCUCCUUCGACCUCAAGCGCCCAUCAGUGUAUCUGCAGGAGAUGAAAGCGUAUAUGGCCGCUAUCCGCUUCUUGGACUCGAUGGUCCCGAUCAGCUGUACAUCUGCCAUUCGCGACAUCCUUCUGGAGAAGAUCAGCGACGCAAAUGCCAGAGAAUACGCAGCCACGCAGCCGGACAGCAUGGUGUACCAAGUGACGCGGGACACCAAAAAGUCUCGAGGGAACAAGCCAAGUCUCAUCAACACGACCGUCUCCCCACCUGUGCUUGCGCUCUAUGUGGCUUGGUACUCUGAGCUUCUGGGAUCGAAAGCGACAUCCGGCACCGUGUGCUUUUCUCCCAACCGACGUGCUUUCGUGAGCCGGAAUCAGCAAGUGCUGCAAGCCGAGACGUAUACAGAUAUCAACGAGUUGUCCGCUUUAUGUGAGAUCAUUGGGCCCGCCGGCGUCAGGUUUUUCGAUGAGCAGAUUGUGGGCAUGAUUGGCAGUCUGGGGAAUAGCAUUAAGGACCUUAUGAUGCAACAUCAAGCGUUCCUCGAAGCGUUUCGGCUCAACUGGACCGACGAGGCGAAGGUCUUUGAACCCUUGAAAAAGCUGAAAGGUGUAAAAGAUCUCACCACAAGAGCCAUCCAGCUUGGGUUCAUCAUCGAAUUCCGCACAAUACUCGCAGAUGCCAGCAACAAGGUGUUUGGAGAAAAGUGCCCGCACGCGUUAGCGAGUGUAGCAACGGCGUAUACCCACUUCCCGCGAACCGCGGAGGCAAAAGCGAACCCUACGUACCAGGCUCUGCACGCACUGGCGCAAGAUUUAGGCAUUCGUCAUGCCGCGGAUGCGGAUGUGCGGGUUGCUCCGUUGCUUGCAACCUUGAUGGGCAACCCAUCGGAUGCCGGCCUAUGGUCGCUCCUCCCCUUCCUCCAAACAGCCAUGCUCUACCAGAUCGCCUUCGACGACAAUGCGACAUACAACCAGUACAUCGACGGCCUGGAGAACAACGGACACUGCCUAGCAUCUGCGUUCCGUGUGCUGCUUUCCGGGUUAAGGCCGCCACCAGGCGCGGCGUCGGGAUGGGCCGCUGAGAAGGAGUUUUUGAAUAUAUCAUCAACGGUUCUUAUGCGGCUCUUGCAUCGGACGACUGACAAGGAGCUAAUGGCGAAACAGUUGGAAUCAGCCUUCUUGGUCUUGAAACGGUUUGUGCAAGAGACGCCCGCAAUCACAUCCGGCAUCGCAGAAACGAUCAUUCCGUACGCCGUCUUCCAGAUCGUCAAUGGCAGUCUGCAUCGGAAGCGCAUGGAGCAGCUCCACCAUCAGCAGAAGAAACUACCCGGUGGGGCGAGCGUGCUGUCCAUGGCCCAUCUGGGAUCUGUUGCGUCUGGGCAGGAUGAGGAGACUGCUUUCUGAUGUCGUGACGAACGUACUUACAUACCGAUGGACAAUACAUAUUUCUUGUACUCCGACAUGUUUUCUGUUUCAACUUCCAACGUAAUCUU